ACAUACAAUAAUACCUAUCCAACAAAACAAAAACAAAAAUGGUGAGUGGACAAGUUUCCCAUGAGUUGGAAGUGAUGGCGCCGGCCAACAAAGUUUGGGAGAUCUACGGCACCCUUCGGCUAGCAAAACUGGUCGAGGAAAACCUCAAAACUGUCAUCGAGAAUAUUGACGUGGUUGAAGGCGAUGGCGGCGUUGGCACUGUUUUGAACCUCCAUUUUGUCCCUGGCGUGGCCAAAUACAAGAGUUACAAGGAAAAGUAUACCAAAGUCGACGAUGAGAAGCGCGUGAAGGAAGCCGAGGUGGUGGAAGGAGGAUACCUAGACUUUGGUUUCACACUUUAUCGAGUUCGAUUUGAGAUGAUAGAGAAGGACGAAGGUUCCUCCAUUAUCAAGUCCACCAUCGAAUAUGAGCUCAAAGAAGACUCUGCUGAAAAUAUCUCUCUGGUGUCUCUUGACCCCCUGGCUGCCAUCGCCCUUAUUGCUCAAAACCAACUCCCUAUAAGUUGAGGUUCAUAGGAUGGUAUUUAGUAAUGGUCCGGAUGUAGUAAUGGUCCGGAUGAAUAGUUGUUGUAACUUUGUGUGAAUUUUUAAAACAGAGAAGUGUUAAGUGUGUGAUGAUGGAAAGAGUCACACUGGGAUAAGAAUACUUUUUAACAUGAGAAUUGGGUUUGGGCCACAGCGGUACCCAUUUUUAUAUGCAUGUGUGAGCACACCUAUUCACCACACGCGCGUCGUUGCCUGCCGACUAGCGUGUGGUGUCAUUUUAUUUUUUUUUUGUUGAAAAAUUAUUUAAUAAAAUAAAUACUUUUAUUAAUUAA
Molecule: messenger RNA, 817 nt
Organism: Humulus lupulus (European hop)
Lineage: Eukaryota; Viridiplantae; Streptophyta; Magnoliopsida; Rosales; Cannabaceae
Product: norbelladine synthase-like
Exons: 2
Coding region: 39-506 (155 amino acids)
Biological process (GO): defense response; abscisic acid-activated signaling pathway
Cellular component (GO): nucleus; cytoplasm
Molecular function (GO): protein phosphatase inhibitor activity; signaling receptor activity; abscisic acid binding
Source: RefSeq, a predicted model, not a curated record